UGCGCACAAUCAGAUCAACCAUGUUUUCAGGAGCUAUGCAAGCCAGUGGCCGAGGAAAAGCUCAGGUCGACGAGCUACUUUCACAGCUCACUGCCGACCUGCAAAAUGAAAGAUUAUCAGCCGCACAGCGCAAAAAACUGCUUGAGAAUCUCAAGGUACUGGGAAGAGAUCCUGCAAAUUCCGACUCUAUUUUCGCUAGACAGGGAAUCGAAACUUUGUGUGAAUAUGGCUUCGAAGUCGCCGAACUUGAUGUCUCUCAAGAAGCAUUGAGGUGUUUGGCAAAUGCUAUGCUUCUACAAGAAAAGUCGAGACAAUAUCUGCUAGACUUGGGCUAUGGUGACAAAGCUGCUGAACGACUUAGGAACGAUGAUCGGGACGACGAAUUCUUGGUUUCUCGCAUCAUUUUCCUUCUGACGUACAAGACUACCGUGAAUCUUCAAGAGCUUGUUGAAAAACAUGAGCUGGCCAGCAGUAUUUGCAGGAAUCUUGCAGGUCAUGCAGACAGGCUUGCUGAUUCGAGCAGUCAGCCUGCACAUCCGAUGAGCGAUAUGGCCAUGAUUGAGUCGCUGAAGCUGCUAUUCAAUGUCACGGCCAGAAAGCCAGAGCUGUCUGCAAGGUUCACUGGCUGUGUGCCAGAUCUAUUCAGCAUACUCUCCCGCCAGAAACUGCCAGUACCCCCUCUGCAGGUGCCUGUCAACUCUAUUAUCAACGCCUUGAUGAACAUGCACAUAACCGAGGAGACCUGUCCUACCGAGACACAAACUCAGCAGUUGGUCGAUAUCCUUGAUCGCUCUAUGAAAGCAUAUCCGGAAGCUGAGCUCGAUCAAGCUGCGACUCCGCUUCUAACACUGCUACGAAAGAUCCAAGAGAGUGCAUCGCCUGACGUGCGUAAACACAUGGGUGGCCUCUUGCUUCCUGAUGAAGAAGCCCGUGCGAAGCCUCUGGGUCAAGGUGAAUCAUUGCCGGCCAGACUUCUGCGACUUUCCAUCUCACCGUCUUUGAUGAACUUACGCGAAAGCAUUUCUGCUUUGUUGUACGAGCUUUCAGACAGCAACCCAACAACUUUCAUCCACAACGUUGGAUACGGGUAUGCGGCAGGCUUCCUCUCUACUCACAAGAUCGAAGUUCCAGAGAGCAUGAUGCGCGCAGAUGCUCAGGGCGCGGACAUCAAUCCGGUCACUGGUCAGCGCUUAGCUGCUGAGUCUGGAGACUCGGAACCUGAGAUGACAGAUGAAGAGAAGGAGCGCGAGGCCGAGCGUCUGUUCGUGCUCUUCGAAAGGCUGAAGGCUACCGGUGUCGUGGAUGUUGAGAAUCCAGUACAUCAAGCCAUGAGGGAGGGUCGAUUCGACAACUAGCAACCAAAUCGCAUCUUACUUCUGGUAUCAACAACGCACUGCCUUAGCUGAUACUGGCUGGUACAAGGAAAAGGCCGCAGGAAUAUCAGUAUAUCGACAAACAGCGAGUCAUCAGGCCCAACAUGAAUUGAGAAAGCUUUCUUGUCAAGGCGCUGGAAAUCCGGGCCGAGACAGCCACCCAUCUGACACUUUAUUGUGACAUCCUUGCAAGACGUCUUUAC
This is a messenger RNA of Aureobasidium pullulans EXF-150, 1576 nucleotides long. RefSeq lists its product as uncharacterized. The record is from RefSeq and is a predicted model, not a curated record. Lineage: Eukaryota; Fungi; Ascomycota; Dothideomycetes; Dothideales; Saccotheciaceae. The coding region runs from base 21 to 1355 and encodes 444 amino acids. Gene Ontology annotation, biological process: G protein-coupled receptor signaling pathway. The transcript has 6 exons. Gene Ontology annotation, molecular function: G-protein alpha-subunit binding; guanyl-nucleotide exchange factor activity. Gene Ontology annotation, cellular component: cytoplasm.